Messenger RNA from Rotaria sp. Silwood1, 282 nucleotides. NCBI's taxonomy places the organism in Eukaryota, Metazoa, Rotifera, Eurotatoria, Philodinida, Philodinidae. The record is from the annotation of a GenBank genome assembly.
AUGUCCUCUGUAGACACACAACAAUAUUUAAUUUGUCCAUUAACAUUGCAAUUAUUUAAUGAACCAGUUACAGCUGAAGAUGGUCAUACAUAUGAAAGGAAAGCAAUAACUGAAUGGAUUACUCAACAUGGUACAAGCCCAAUUACAAAGAAAUUUUUAAGUAUCAAUCGAUUAACACCAAAUUAUGCAAUUAAGGAUGCUGUCGAAGCUUUUAAACAACAACAGGCACAAAGUAAUAUACUACCAAGUAUAUCCAUUGCUGAUGCUAAUGUAAAUGGUUAG